GAGGAUCUAGCAAAACAGCUGGCAAGCUACAAAGCUCAACUCCAGCAAGUUGAAGCUGCAUUGUCUGGAAAUGGAGAAAAUGAAGAUUUGCUGAAAUUAAAGAAAGAUUUACAAUGGCUCUCUGCAUCCCCGAAACGCCUUCCUUCAGUAAGCAGAGUGCUUGAGUGCACCCUUUGACCUGCUGAUAUGUAGAUCACAACAUCUGAUGCUUCCUGGAAUUGCCGAUUACUGUAACUGCUGCCCAUCUGUCAAUGAAGGAGCAGUUUCAGAACUCAGACUUGGGGGAGGAAAAGUAAUUAAUGGAAGUUAUAGAACUAACCAAAGACCUUCUGUCAACUCAGCCUUCUGAAACUCUUGCAAGUUCAGACAGUUUUGCUUCUACUCAGCCCACACAUUCAUGGAAAGUAGGAGACAAGUGUAUGGCAAUCUGGAGUGAAGAUGGACAGUGUUAUGAAGCCGAGAUUGAGGAGAUAGAUGAAGAAAAUGGCACCGCUGCAAUCACCUUUGCUGGCUAUGGCAAUGCUGAAGUGACUCCACUGUUGAACCUCAAACCUGUAGAAGAAGGAAGGAAGGCAAAGGAGGACAGUGGCAACAAGCCCAUGUCAAAAAAAGAAAUGAUUGCCCAGCAGCGUGAAUAUAAAAAGAAGAAAGCUUUGAAAAAAGCACAGAGAAUAAAAGAACUUGAGCAGGAAAGAGAGGACCAGAAGGUGAAAUGGCAACAGUUUAACAAUAGAGCCUAUUCUAAAAACAAAAAAGGCCAGGUUAAAAGGAGUAUUUUUGCUUCACCUGAAAGUGUAACCGGCAAAGUUGGAGUAGGAACUUGUGGAAUUGCUGAUAAACCUAUGACACAAUAUCAAGAUACCUCUAAAUACAAUGUCAGGCAUUUGAUGCCUCAAUAAUCAGAAAAACUGUUGGAUUUCAUCUCUGCAGGGCUUUACAUUUACCUUUUUAUCCUUAUAUUUUUCUAAAGGUAAAUUAUUUGUUAGAUGAGUAAGGAAGAUACCAUUGUCGUCCUUGUUUGACUUCAAUAGAAUGAAACUUGAAGAAAUUGCAUUUGAUAACUGCUAUUCAUUUAACUUUUGUUACUACUACCACAGUUUCCUCAAAGUUUGUUGAAUAAAGCAACUUUUCUAGAUAGAUGCUGCAUAAAUACAGCACUUAGAUGAAUUGUUGAUCUUCCUAAUAUCAGGCCCUUACUUAAUGGAUGGUGUAUACAUUUUGUGAAGUCCUAACUUGGAAUACUCAGAUCUUUGAACUUGCCACAUAUUGUAGCAAUUCACUGGAACAUCAAGGCAAAAUACCAACCUGUUAAAGAGCUCUUUUAUCUUCAACGUAAACCUAGCUAUUGCCUAAUUAAGCCUAGAAAUAUGUUAAUUUGUAAAUGGCAAACUUUGUUUUGAGGUUUUUCCUUCAAUAAUUUGUUUGCUAAGCCUAUUAGGCUAUCUCUAAAAAUUGAUUCAGCUUUUACAUUCUUUCCGCUGAGUUUUAAUUUUAUGUAGUAAGAAACCAUGUUUAGGACCUGCUACCUUUUCUAAGGUGGUGUUUUUUUUUUUAAUAUUUGCUCUUUUCCUGUGUUGAUUUUUCCCUUAUGGUAGUGGUACCAUUUUUUGGAUGUGUAAUGUUUAUAUAAGAAAACAAAAAGCUGAUGUAUAGCCCUGUAUACAGUGUAGAUACUAUUUUUGUAAAAAAACAAAAAACAAAAAAACCAAGGCUAAAUUAAUGAACAAGAAUACUGAAUGUUUCAUCAUUAAAAAUUUACUGUAUUUCUUGUGCAUUAAUCUGACCAUAAUUUCCCUGUAUAUUAUGUUCAUGUAGCUGAGUUUGUAAUUUUUGUUAACUAGAUCAAGUUGUCAGCAUUUGUUGGUUUAAGUGAACAUCACAGUUAUCCUGAGUUGAGUUUAAGCCAAAUAUAUGCAUAGUAAAAUGUCUUCCUAUUACUGGAAGAUGGUGAUUUUUAGGAUAUGUGUUAAUUUCAGUUUUUUGUAUGUUUAACUUUUAUUAAAUAAAGUGUUUUUAAAAUCUCCAGGAUGUGUUAACAGAAGGGUGGUGAAGUCCUAGCUGGCAGCAUUGAUCUAGUGAUUAAGCUUCAGUGUACAUGCAUUCAUCAUUUCCACAGAAAAGAGAAUAUUGAGUGUGUGAUAAAGGUUUCAAUAAAUCCUUACGUACUUCUUCCAUUAGAUACAAGACAUUGGAUCCUAAAGGACAAACUAUUUUUAUUUUAAGGGUUUGUGCUGUGUAUAGAGGUGUUUGUAAAUUUUUGGUAAGGGGGAAAAUAAAAAUUUUAAUUUAAUGAAUUUUAAUUAUUUUGGCAAAUUGAAACUUAGGAGGACAGUGGUGAGAAGUAGAAUUCUUUAUAUUGCCCCUUCUCCUCCCUCCCAACCCAGGAGGAUCACUGUUUUCCUUUCUAUAAUUUAUGGCCACAGGGUAGAAUUUGUAGGACAGAAUGAAAGGUGAAGUCUUUCUUAAAUACAUGGCACAAAUUACAACAGAAAGGGGCUACUUAGCCUGAAGAACUCCUAAAAAUACACUGUUCUUGUAACCGGUGUGACAAGCAUCUUAAGAACUAAUAAUGGUAUCUUUGAAGGAUUGCAAGGAAACUCUAAAAAGCACUUGGAAGGAAAUUUGGUAUAAUUGUGUCACCAACACAAAAUGGAUUUUGGUGAGAUUACCUUGGCAUGUUUGUUGGAAUAGUAAUUUCACCUGGUGUUUGUGUAGGCAAGACUCUUGUGUUGAGACUUGUAUCUCCUUUGACCCAAAGAGUCACAUUUAAUUUCUGCACAUUUAAUUCUGGAGGGGCUUUGCAGGAGAGAAAAGGAAUAAAGGUGACCAUACUAUAUAAAACAUUAAAAAAAAAAAAAUGUAUAGCACAGGAGUCUUUGUGUCAAAGACCUAGAUAUGGCCCUUUGAAAAGUCCUGGUGUCAAGAUGAUAACAGUGUUUCUGGACUAAACUAAAAGGAUCCCUAGGGACAUGGAGUACCUGUCUCCUAGUGUGAGGUUUUAAUGAGAAGCAUGAUACCAGUGGUAUUUUACAAAUGAAGGUGGCUAAGUUCAAUACUCUUAAAAUCAAAUAUGACACUGUCUUAUGGAGCUCUGUUAUAAAAUGUAAUUUCCCCUCUGUCAAGAAAGGAGUCUUGAAGCUCUGAUGAAACUGAAUAAACCAUUUGUCAUGUACAG
Molecule: messenger RNA, 3175 nt
Organism: Herpailurus yagouaroundi (jaguarundi)
Lineage: Eukaryota; Metazoa; Chordata; Mammalia; Carnivora; Felidae
Gene: SMNDC1
Product: survival motor neuron domain containing 1
Exons: 6
Coding region: 300-899 (199 amino acids)
Biological process (GO): regulation of alternative mRNA splicing, via spliceosome; mRNA processing
Cellular component (GO): nucleus; cytoplasm; precatalytic spliceosome
Molecular function (GO): RNA binding
Source: RefSeq, a predicted model, not a curated record